Molecule: messenger RNA, 3937 nt
Organism: Psylliodes chrysocephalus
Lineage: Eukaryota; Metazoa; Arthropoda; Insecta; Coleoptera; Chrysomelidae
Source: the annotation of a GenBank genome assembly
CACUGUGCGUGGAAUUGGAAUCCCCAUCGCGGAGAGAGCAACAGAACAUCAGAACUAGGUAGAGGCAGGCCUUUGACUUGUUAUUUGCCAGUGCCAGUACCACAUUAGUCUAAAAUGGUACACGAUAUAGCUCUGACAAUACGUCCGGCUGAUUGUUGAUUGUCCCGGUAGUACCUACCGAACCGGUGCCGGUCUGUGACUUUCCCUUUAGGUAUAGUAACGAUUUAGACAUUUAUUUGUGAAAUCUUUGGAUCAUUUUAUACGAGUGCGUUUUAAGUGUUAAUCUAUAUAAAUAUAAUCGUUAAAAAUGUGAAAGGAGUGUAGUGAAUUAAACAAUAAUUUUGGAUUUACCAUUUUAAAGGGGUCCUGGACAUGACCGCCACGGAGAACACCAUCCGUUUCAGUGUCCACACCCUGGACAAAGCAACCAAAGCAAAAGUCACUUUAGAAAAUUAUUACAGUAAUCUUAUAGCCCAACAUGUAGAACGAAAACAAAGGUUAGCAAAAUUAGAAGAAUCCUUAAAAGACGACAGUCUCUCUGAGGAGCAGAAACAUGAAAAGAGGCUGCAACAUGCCCAAAAAGAAACCGAAUUCCUUAGGCUAAAACGAUCUCGAUUAGGUGUUGAAGACUUCGAACCUCUCAAAGUGAUAGGAAGAGGGGCGUUCGGAGAAGUUAGAUUAGUACAGAAAAAAGACACAGGCCACGUGUACGCUAUGAAAAUUCUCAGGAAAGCGGACAUGUUAGAAAAAGAACAGGUGGCCCAUGUAAGAGCAGAACGUGAUAUAUUAGUAGAAGCCGAUCACCAGUGGGUGGUUAAAAUGUAUUAUAGUUUUCAAGAUCCUAUUAACCUUUAUUUAAUAAUGGAAUUUCUGCCGGGCGGUGACAUGAUGACGCUUCUAAUGAAAAAAGACACGCUGUCAGAAGAGUGCACCCAGUUUUACAUAACGGAAACGGCGCUCGCCAUAGAUUCGAUACACAAACUCGGUUUCAUUCACAGAGACAUUAAACCGGAUAAUUUGUUAUUGGAUGCCAAAGGGCAUCUCAAGUUGUCGGAUUUCGGAUUGUGUACUGGUUUAAAGAAAUCUCAUCGGACGGACUUUUACAGGGAUCUAAGUCAGGCGAAACCGUCGGAUUUUAUUAUCACGUCGAGUCCAAUGGAUAGUAAACGUAGGGCGGAGAGCUGGAAGAAAAACAGGAGGGCGUUAGCGUAUAGUACAGUGGGCACGCCAGAUUAUAUAGCGCCUGAAGUAUUCAUGCAAACGGGAUACGGACCUGCCUGCGAUUGGUGGUCAUUGGGUGUGAUCAUGUACGAAAUGCUUAUAGGUUAUCCACCGUUUUGUUCAGAAAAUCCCCAAGACACGUACACGAAAGUUAUGAAUUGGAGGGAAACGUUAGUUUUUCCUGCCGAAGUACCGAUCUCUGAAGAGGCCAAAGAUACAAUCAUUAAGUUCUGUUGUGAAGCAGACAGAAGACUGGGAUCUCAAAAAGGUCUAGAAGAUCUGAAACUGAAUCAGUUCUUCCGUGGUGUGGAUUGGGAGCAUAUUAGGGAACGGCCGGCAGCCAUACCCGUAGAAGUUAAAUCAAUUGACGAUACAUCAAACUUUGAUGAUUUCCCUGAUGUUAAACUUGAAAUUCCUGCUGCACCCCUUCCUCAAGACGGCGAAAUUAACUACAAAGAUUGGGUGUUCAUAAACUACACGUUUAAGAGGUUUGAAGGUCUCACCCAGAGGGGCACUCCAACCAAGAAAUAGUUGUUUGUUAAUAGUUUUUACCACGAGAAAGAUAUAAUAGGCAGUUGGAUGCCCGCACUUAUUUUUAGAAAAUGACAACCACUUCAGAGAUGUUUAUAUUAAAUAUAUAGUGCUCUCCUAUAAUUUUUUAAUUGAAUUGAAAUACCAUUGUUUUCUAAAAAUAAGUUAAUUCUGUGUAAUAUAGGUCUGAAGCAGUUUUGCACUGUUUUUGCUUUUUGAAGAGCUGUGAAAACUGUACCUUGCAUUGUUCUCGAAACGAAUUUGUCGAUAAUAAACAAAACGUUAUCAAUAAUGUAAUCUUAAUUAACAAUUUAUUAUAUAUCUAUGAAAUUUUCAUAAAGUCUCACAUAUCUAGAACUAAUUCAUUGUUUAAAUAAUCGGCUUUUACAUUUUCACUGAGUCACUCAGAUUUAAAUACUGUGAAAAUAUAUUAAUUCUAAAUUGUUUUUGAGUUUAGAUAAAGUGACCUUUCGUCCCGAUUUUAAACCACUAGUCCCGGUUUUCUUGUCUGAUUUAAAAAAAACCUAUAAAUAUUUCAUUUAAGCCGCCUAAAAAUACAAUUUUUAUGGUGACGUGACAACGCACUCUAUUAAAUAUUAUGUGGCAACAGUGUUCUGUGUGGCAACUUUGUUUUGUCACCAUGUCGGCGGUGCACGUCAGGUUGCAAACAUGUUGGAAAUUCGCGAACAGAGAGAGACCACUUUUUAUUUUCUACCCCCCCCGUCCAUGUUUUCGAUUAGUCCUGCUUCCUACUUUUCAAAAUAUGGGCAAUUUAAGUUUAGGUCUACCGAUUGCAAGUGAUUUUUCGCCAGCAACUGUAUUUAAAAUGUUUUAAUUAAGUCCCAAAAUUUAUAUUUAUUAAAAAAAUAAUUGAAAAUACAAAUUUAAUUUCGUUUUUGUAGAACCAAUUUCACAUUUACUGCAAGAAGAGUUAAAAAUUAUCUAAAAAAAAACCUGAAAUAAAAGUUACUUCUAACUGUCCCUGAUGCAGAAUAACGUAGAUCUUUAGAUUAUUUGUUAUAAAACUGUUUUGAGCAAAUUAUAAAUUAUUGUGGUAAAUUCAAUAAUUAUGUCGUAAUAAAACGGUUGACAUUUGAUUUCAAGUUCAAUGCAAGCUUGUAAUUUUUUGUGUACAUGUUAAUUUUUGUUCAUUGUUACAAAGUGAUACUUUUUAUUAUUUUACAUUUGUUUUUAACUUAUAGAACUGUAUUUUUCUGGCUACGUACGUAGUUGGGGGAUAUUUUGUAUUAGCUUGAUUCAAGAAGUCGAUGAUAAUGAUGAUGAUGAUAAGUGAUGAUGGUCAAUAUUUCCUUAAUUUUAGCACCAUGUCAAUCCACUUCUGUCAGUGAGAUCAUUUUUUUAAUCUAAUAUGUUUGUUUUUGGAAUGAAAUUUGGAUUUAAGAGCAGGCAAAAGUAGUAGAUGUGGUAGUAGUUCAGUAAUAGCUUAAGGUUGAUGUCCCUUAAAUAAUAUAUAAGUUGCAGACUUUAACAACUAAAAUUCAUAUUUCUAUUAAUAAUUGUAAUUUCUAAAAUCUGCACUAUUUUGUUAAUUAGUAUUAAAUCGAGUUUAAAUGAGGACAUAAGCCUUAAAAUUGAGUGAAAAGUGGAAUAUUUACGUUGUGGCAUUUGAAAACCUAAGGACUUAGGGUUCCUACCAAGCAAACAGUAAAAAUUUUAAAACUAAGCAUGGCAAAAUGAGAUUAUUAUUUGUGUAUAUCAAUAAUACAGUAAGGAAAUGUUUUCGUUGUGCAUGGCCUUCGUUUUGUUGAUCAGUUGUUAGAUAGUAACAUUGGUAGAAAUAAUUUUGAAUCAGUGCAUUUAAAUCUAUGAAUUCAUUAUUAAAAAAAAUUUCAUUUCAUUAGUUUUUGUCAUAUAAAAGACGAAUAUACUUAAUUUCCUUCCCUAGAAAUGGACAUUUUAAAUAUCAACACAGGGAUUCUUAUGUGCGAACUCGACACGUUAUGUUGAAUAGAGAGAGACAUUACAUAAGAAUCGCAGUCAGUUGAACGAAGAUAUGCAUCUCGACAUAUGCUGUAUUGAAAGAUGAGAAUCGUACUGCUGAAGAGAUCUUGAGUUUCGGAGGACGUUCAGUAUUAAGUGGCUGAUUUGAAAGAGGCCAAUAACGUGUUAUAGAUGAAUUGGUAAAAUCUCUGAUAAUUUAUGUGAGAAUUUAUUUCUCUUUUAG